Sitodiplosis mosellana (orange wheat blossom midge) is the source of this 1641-nucleotide messenger RNA. Its product is annotated as forkhead box protein O-like. Gene Ontology annotation, cellular component: nucleus. Gene Ontology annotation, molecular function: RNA polymerase II cis-regulatory region sequence-specific DNA binding; DNA-binding transcription factor activity, RNA polymerase II-specific. The transcript has 7 exons. Gene Ontology annotation, biological process: regulation of transcription by RNA polymerase II. NCBI's taxonomy places the organism in Eukaryota, Metazoa, Arthropoda, Insecta, Diptera, Cecidomyiidae. Bases 103 to 1089 code for a protein of 328 amino acids. The record is from RefSeq and is a predicted model, not a curated record.
GUUCAUUCUAAAAUAAAUUUCAUUUAUAAUCGAAAAUUUAAUUUUCAUUUUUCCCCGAAAUAGAAUUCGAUCCGGCAUAAUUUAUCGUUACAUAAUCGAUUCAUGCGCGUGCAGAAUGAAGGAACCGGCAAAUCGAGUUGGUGGAUGCUGAACCCUGACGCAAAACCAGGGAAAUCAGUUCGCAGACGCGCCGCAUCGAUGGAAACAUCGAAAUAUGAGAAACGCCGUGGCCGUGUGAAAAAGCAGGUGGAAAGUUUGAAAAAUGGCGGACUUGCAAGUUUGUCUGGAAUGAACGAAGCUUCUUCGCCCAGCAGCAGUAUCAGUGAAGGUCUAGAUCUGUUUCCAAACAGUCCGCUCCUCAACACCGGGUUUCAAUUGUCGCCCGAUUUUCGGCAAAGAGCCUCAUCGAAUGCCAGUUCGGCUGGUCGGCUGAGUCCAAUACCAUCCGUUAUCGAUUUGGAUCCCAGCUGGAAUCAAUACACAACAAUAUCUCAGGACUUUGACACGAAUUCACUUGGGUGCAAUAACCUGCAAGGAACCACUGAUGGAGCCAUUCAAAUUAAUCAGUGCCCGACGCUGGAUCAAUUAGCGGGCUCGUUGGCCGACGAUCUGAAUAUUCAAAACGACUUUAUGCAAGGAUUCAAUCCCGUUGUAACUGUGCAAAAUCAACCGCCACCACCUCCUUAUCAACAGCCAUCUCGAACGUAUUCCAUGAAUGCGGCAAAUGCUUUACAAGCUUAUGCGGUAUCACAACAGCAAACUCAAUGCCCCAUCCACCAACGACAACCAUGUUCUUGUACACAAAAUUCCACAGAGCAUGUAACACCGCCAUCAUGUAUAUCACCAUCGUAUCCAAAUAACGUGCUCAGCCAGAACUUCAAGGCAGCUAUCAAUUCGAUUAAGGUGCCGCCUGUCAAUUCAACGCCAAAUCUCGUGAAAUCAAACACCAAUAAAGGUAUGUCAUAUUUGCGGAUUCAGAAUGGCCCGUUCUGUUUGGUGCCGUUUUUCUGGUGUGCCAGUAUGCCUAUGUGUGUAUUAUAUGUGCUUUUCAAUAAUAAGGUUAAUAUCAAUCGAACGAACAUGAAAUAAAAAGAAUAACUGCGUCGCAUCAGUUUGUUGCCAAUUUGGGUUUUUGGUCGAUUUUCCAUGUUCUCACAUUUUGCCAAUUCAUAUUUUCCCAACGAAUUCACACUUGAUUCGUUUCGAAUACCAAUUAUUGCAAAGCCAAUAUAAUCGCACGCAUCCACUUACAAAAAGCAUAAAAAAGUUAUAUUCGGCUACUGAGAAGCCGAUAGAAUGAGAAAACCAAAAUUGAUUCUUCGAAAAGAAUCGUGCCAGCGCUUAUUACAUCGCCUUUUCUUCACCUUUUUUCACUUCCUUUCAAUAACCUUUAUUGAAUACGCAAACAAAUUUCAAAAUAAUACCAAUUCCAUUGGAUUUAUUCAAGUGAAGACGCCCGUGCGCGCGCUUCCGCAGGAGCGACCUCGUAACGCAUGUUAUUUUUGGACACUUUACGUCCUUUAUGCGGAAAUGCUAAUUACAUCUAUUUAAUUUUGAUCAUGUUGUCAUAGAGACAUUGAAUACAUAUUACACAGUAGGGGUGAUCAAUUUUUAAGAAAAAAUGGAUUCAAAAUUUAAUAG